This is a messenger RNA of Photinus pyralis (common eastern firefly), 1002 nucleotides long. RefSeq lists its product as uncharacterized. The transcript has 3 exons. The record is from RefSeq and is a predicted model, not a curated record. Lineage: Eukaryota; Metazoa; Arthropoda; Insecta; Coleoptera; Lampyridae. Bases 491 to 889 code for a protein of 132 amino acids.
UCUAUAAAUGCCCCAUUACCUUUGAGAUUUGAAACAAUGGACAGUCACGUGUGACGAUUAAAUAGGGAAAUGUGCGAAAGCACUUAGCGCGAUUCUUCGCGAGGGGUAUAGGGAAUGUUUUCACACCUGUACGGUGGGGAUUCAUAUAUAAUCCAGGAUAUUGGAUAAAAUUAAUAUACUAUCGGUAGGUAAUGCUUUCGCUGCAUAUCCUCGAACUGCGCUUGGUGAUUGAUCUGUAGGUAGUGAUUUACAAUGAAAAUUAAGCGUAAUGUUUAUAUAAGCGUCAAUCUAUCAAUACCUGUUUGAAUAAUUUAAAAUUUUCCGCUGAGCUCAUUAUGGUACCGUUCUUUUGAAAGAUUACUGCGAUACGAAUUAAGAACUUAACUUUCCUUCAGUCAGUUUCCGAAGUACAGUGGAAGUGGUAACCUUGGAUUAUUUAAUAUUAUUACUACUUUUAUAUUAUUAUUAACAAUUUCGCGGCAGUAUUGAAAUGAAAAUAAUAACUCUCCUCAUUUUUAUUGUUACGGUUACCCAUGCGUAUCCACCGGGACAAUUUCUUUAUUCGGACAAUCUCAGCAAUAGUGUGGAUGAAGUUUACGACUCUUACCUGUCUGUAUCAGAUGACGAUAAGGACGACGUAAAUCCGCCUCCGAAUUCCCUCUUGAAUCAACUCAUCGAAAACGAGAAUGCAAACUUAAUCAGUCCAGCCGAGACGCAAAGGGUUGAGCAGACGUCAAUUGUGCACGUCCAAACAAGAGAGAAAAAUAAACGAUAUUCCAGUUCACCUGUUGCAGAUCUCACACUGUGCCAUUUCAAGAUAUGUAACAUGGGACGUAAACGUACCACGCGAUACUUUCAAGUUAUGAAAACCCUCGACAAUAAAACGUAGAAGGCGAUUCUUUGUAUUAUAUCCUUGUAUUUAUUUGCCUUAGCGUAGAAUCUAUUUAUUAUUAAAUGAAAGUAUUUUAUUUAUAAGGAGCAAAAUAAAGCAAUUGAAAUAUA